ACUGCUGCGAGCCCAGCGCACGCGAGCCCAGCUGCCACGAGCCAGGCCCGGCCCCCAGCUGGUGGCGCAUCCAGGAGAGCGAGGAGAGCGAGGGAGGAACUGACCAGCUACCUCUUUGGGGACAAAGUUCCACACAGCCUCCUCUGCGGAGAUUGCAGCAACCCCGCGACCUUUGCGAUGCGCGGGGGCAAGGAAGGGGGCAAUUUCAAAUACUUCUGCGGUGUGCAUCGCCUGUUCAAACCUGGCUGCUUCCAGAUUGAGACGGCCCGGGCAGAGUGGGCACUUGACUGCGAAGUGUACAAGUUGAAGAGAGAGCUAGCGCGGUCGCUCGACGAGGAGGCGCGGCUCAAGGGCAAUCGGGGUUGCAACGAAUGGCACGAGAACGAGUACUGGUGGGAUUCAACUCCCAAAAGCAGAGACCUGAUCGCAAAGCUCUUGAUUAUCGGCGGGGUCGAGAGCAAUCCGGGGUUCCCAUCGACCGAAGGGAACAGUCCCCUAGCAUCGGGAGGCGACAUGCCAGUACGCAACGUCGGGGCGGCCGGAGUAGUCGCUCAGCCGCCUCCUCAUGAUGCAAGGGACGGCCCUGAGGAUCGGCGACACGCCAGCGCGGACCAAUCGCAGAGUUCGGGAUCCGGUGUCGGCACGAAGAGGCCGCCAGAGCAGGUUUCGUCAAAGAGGAGGGGAAGGAGGAGACUCUUCAAGCUCUCUGAACUUGAAGGCGGAGCCCCUACAGACCUCGCCACAGGCAGCGUGAUCGAACCGACUACUGGCGCGCGCACACGGCCGGAGAGCUUGAGGAGGACCUCAGUGGAUCGUCCGAGCGGGCCGCGGGCAGCCGCCGCGAUGGGCGCUGGCAUGGCCAUGCAGGAGCGAGUGGUUGCCGACUUCUUUGCAGAGAGCAGACAGCAGCGAGAGGCUUGGGUGGCGAGAGAGGAGGAGACGUUCGGCCCACUCUCCUCGCCAGAUCUGGAGCGUCUAGAAACCGAUGGUGCCGAGGCCCGAGAGCAGGAGCUGCCGGAAAGGCGUAGUCCGUACCCACAGCGCCCGACCUGCAAAAGGGCAAAAGCGAAUCCUACUACCAUGGAAGAGGCAGCUCGGGCGGCCGGUCGAGCGGCUGCGGCAGCUCAUCUGCAAGCUGUGGGGGCAUUGAGGACAUCUAGAACGCAGCGCGAGGGGCAAGCCGUUCAUCAAACCGAGCUGGGUGAUUUCGAAGGCCCGCCUCGUGCACGCCCCGUCGCGCUGGUGACCGACGCUCCCAUCCCAGACGUCGGGGCCCUGGUCGAUCGCCUGAGAGCCAAACGGGACGCCGAAGAGGCGGCCGCACGAGAGAAGCGGCUGAAAAGCUAUGGGCGCGUGCGACCCCUGGGUGCUCCACGUGGGACGGGGGAUGCCCUGGCCCGCACCAUGGACCAGGACCCGAGCCCUUCCUCCUCUCUGCCCCCUGUCGUCCUCCCUUCUCGGGGGGAAGAUUCCCCCCCGAGCGCGGAGCAGACCCCCACAGGAGCCCCCUCUUCACCGGCCGUGGAAGACGAACGGGCCCCGCCGUCGCCGCCGGCCGACCAGCCCCCUAUAGACGCGGAUCCGGGUUUGCCUUCCCCCUCCCUCUCGCAACCCCAUGAUGAGCCCCCCUCCCCCGGGCACCCACCCUCUCCCCCCCUCGCUGACCAGCCCGAAGAGCCCCCGAUCAUAGCCCCGCCCCCCCUCGAAAAAGCACAGCCCGAGGUGGUUCCCAGUCAGCCCCCAGCAGCUGCCCCUUCCCCUUCCCCCACCCACCAAGAGCAGCCGCCCGUCGACCAGGCGCUUGCAGCCGACCCGCCAAACCAGCCCCGGGCAGCGGACACAAGCUGGCCCGCUACAGCGGAGCCGUCCGCAGAGCUGUCGUCCGCACUUCCGCCCUCGGAGCCUGCCGCGCAGCUGCUUGGGGAUCCCCCUCAGGCUGCGUCGGUCGAAGAUAGUGGGCCCGGCUGGUGCAAGAAGCUAGUGGAGGCACUCCGGCAACGGCGGGCAAACGGGCGUGCAAUUGUGGUGGCGGAGGAUGUGCACCAGGAGGGGGCAAAGCGCUACGGCAGCUUCAAGGAUGUCGCGGCCUUGGUGGCGCACCGGAGGUCGCUCGGGCUGUUUGCGCACCUGUACGAGCUCAUCCAGGACGAUGCCUGCUGGCGCAUCUACUUCGACCUGGACUUUUCGCUCCCAACCGAGGACCCGAGCGACUUCGAACGGCGCCUGGAGGCUUUCCACCUGGUCAGGGACCGGUUUCUAACCUCGGUGCUGAACGUCCCCGAGGGUGCGCUCCGUUUCCAAGCUUGCGAGGCGCACGGUUCAGCGCGGCCCCCGAAGCAAGAGUUCAAGUACAGCGUGCACGAGGUGCUGGAGGGGUUCUGCCUGAGGGGGCUGGAAGCCAGGAGGGCAUUCGGGAAGGCCUUUGGGUGCUUCUUGGAGAAUCCCCCGGACGACCUAAAGCCGAGUGCUGAGCUCCUGCGGAAGGACGGCGGAUCCGCCUACAUCUGGGACGGGUCCGUCUACGGGCAACAUCGCUGCUUCCGAAUGCUCAGGUCCUCCAAGUUUGGGGACCGUCUUCGCGCCCUCGUCCCCUGCGAGGGCAGCUCCGAGGCGAUCGCUGACCACCUGGUCUGCCUUUACUCGGAAGCGGAGCUGGCUGGUUCCACCGAGAUCAGCGGCGACCUUCUCGGAGAGUGGGCGACCGCGCGGCGCGACCCUCCUGCCCCGGCCCGCGUGGGGGCCUUCCGGCAGAGGGCGCUCGCCCUCGAUGAGGCGAGCACCUCGGAGGGGCCCCGCGAGGACCUGAGCGCGCAAGAGCGGGCCGUCCUCCUCGCCCGCUACCAGGAGGACCACGCAGGGGUCGAGAUCAACCGGGUGGUGCAGGAGCGGCCGGGGCUGUUCUUCGUCCACUUUCGCGCGCCCGAGCCCACGUGCGUCAUCGCGGGCAGGCGCCACACGUCCCCCGGCAACCAGAACCCGUACCUGAUAUACAAGCGGGACGAGCCGCGCAUCGCCCGCUACCAGUGCUUUGCCAACAACUGCAGGGGCGAGUGCCGCGUGCUGCCCCUGGACAUCCUCACCACGCUGGGAUGGACGGAGGACUACGAGGAGAACCUGGGAAUGCGCCCCUACCCCGCGUUCAAGCUCGCUCACGUGCGCAAGCGAACCAUCCUGAUUUCGGCCAAGAAGGGGGUCGGAAAGUCGAAGGAGUUCAUUGCGUGGCUUGUGGCCAUGGUCAAGUUGAACCCCGGCCUCUCCUUCGUCCUGAUCGGGGCUAACAUCUCGCUGUCCCGCAAGUACCACGAGGACCUGGUGGAGGCGGGCGUGGAAGGCGUGGUGCUGUACCUGGAGGCGCCCCCGGGGCCAAUCGCCGCCUCUCGCGCCGUCAUCUGCAUCAACUCCAUUCACCGCGUGCGCGCCAAAAUGGACCUCGUGGGGAUGGACGAGAUGGACAUGGUGCUCACCAACCUCAACUCCGAGGUCAUGUCCCAACGGGGCCGGGUGCUGUCCUGCUUGGAGGCGGCUGUUGGGGGAUCGAAGGUCGUCAUCGGAAUGGACGCCAACAUCGACUGCGCACGGGUGAUGGAGUACCUCUUCAUGGUGCGGCCGGAUGCGGUUCUCCACACCAUCCGGAACACGGGCUUGUACCCGGCCGAGAGGCAUGCGACCAUCCGGAUCUUUCCGCUUGGGAGCGGGCUGCUCGACUGCAUCGACGCCGCAGUACGGGAUGUGCUGGACCGUGUCGCUCGAGGCACGAAAGUCGUUUGCCCGUCGACCUCCAAGCGCUUCGUGAAACACCUCGAACACCAUUUCAACAUCGAGAACCCGCCCCUCAAGUCUGAUCGACGCGGCAUCUUCCUGCACGCCGACAAGAGGUCGAAAGCCGACGAGGAGUUCUUCCAGAAGGCGAUGGCCGACCCAGACACCUACUUGGAAGCGGACUGUGUGGCGUUCUCUCCAAAGCUCGGCCCAGGUGUCUCGAAAGAGAAGCCGUACGCUGAGGAGACGGUCGCCUUCGCCCUCAACAACCUCAACGGCCCCGCCGUUGAGACGAUGCUCCAGCAGCAUGCUCGCUUCCGAACGGUCACUAACUCCACCAUCUACUACAAGCAGGCGGUGAGCACUGCAGUGGACCUGCUGCGCUCUACAGAGGCGGUCUUUCAAGCCAUCGAGCGGGACGACAAGCAGAUCGUCAAGAUGCUCGGCGACGCGGCCGGCUUCCAGUUCCUGAGGGGUUCGCAGGGCAUCUGCGACCGCUCCUCGGCGAGCUGCGUCUUGUACGCAAACAACAUCCUCGCCAAGGUUGAAAGCUAUCUGGAGUACGUGCCGAAGCUGAAGGCCGACCUCGAAAAGCAGGGCUACCAGGUGACGGUCGAGCACGUCGAGCCAACGGACGGCCUCGGGAGCCCGCCCCCGGAGGUGCCCCUCGGCUUCGAUGCGGAGCCAGAGCUCCUGACCGCUGAAGAGUGGCGAGCGAAGUACAUCAUCAACUCGGAGCAAUACGAGAUUUUGUGCGAGAGGCCGGAGGACCUGAGCCCGAAGGAGGAGCUCAAGGAGUUCCUGUUCGAGAUGGUCACGAAGGAGAUCAAGGUCGACCCCAGCCGGGUUGAUCACGACUUCUACACCCGCUUUUGCGCUGACGAGGACGAGGCGAAGGGAACAAGAGAGGCCCACGCAAAGUAUCUGAGGUUUCGUGAGCAUCGCUUCGACGCCCUCGCCGCGGACCUGGACAGAGCACUUGGGCAGGUCAACGGGGAGGGCGUGAUUCAGGAGUACGUCCAGGAAGUGCGCGACCCCGUCAACCGUGUGCCGUUUGCGGUCCGCGUGCUUGCAUUCCUCGUGGGUUGCGAGGAGGGGGAGCUGAAUCAUCAGGCGGAGCGGUGGGAGGUCUCAGAUGAGCGCGUGCAGGCUGCCUAUGCGGAGCACAUCGGGCCCAACAAGGCCCGUUUGAAGACCAUCUUCAACCUUUACGGCUUUGUGCAGCAGACCACCAGGCCGUCGAAGGCUGCCGAAGGGAAAGUGAGGGAGAAGAAGGCUCAGAAGCGGAAUGCGGUGGGGAACGUGCUCAGAGCGGGCCUCGGGAUCGAGCUCCAUAUGGCCUCGAGGAGCGGCGGCAAAUUCAAGCAUCCCCACGUGUUGACGCCCGCCAUCUGGUUGAGCCUGCAUGAGCGGUACGGUUGGUUCAAUCCGGAGCCGGUCGCUGGGGUGGAGUGCAUGAUCAAUCCGAGAAGGUAG
Messenger RNA from Klebsormidium nitens, 5235 nucleotides. The record is from the annotation of a GenBank genome assembly. NCBI's taxonomy places the organism in Eukaryota, Viridiplantae, Streptophyta, Klebsormidiophyceae, Klebsormidiales, Klebsormidiaceae.